AUGCUCCGUCGCGACAACUUGGGCGGGUCCGGGAAGCUCCUCGUGCGUCGGAAGCCGAGGCAAGAGCUUUCAGAAGACCAGAAAAAGGAACUCAUGGAGGCGUUCGAGCUCUUUGACAUCAACAAGAGUGGCACGGUCGACCACUACGAGCUCAAGGUCAUGAUGCGAGCGCUGGGCUUCGAUGUCAAGAAGUCCGAGGUCACGCAACUCGUAGACGAGGUCGACAUACACCGCUCCGGACGCGUGCACCUCGACGACUUUCUUGAGAUCAUGCGCCGCAAGAUCACAUCGCGCGAUCCCGACGAAGAAAUUCUCAAGGCCUUCGAGCUCUUUGACGAUGACCAGUCGGGCCAAAUCACACUCAAGAACAUGCGACGUAUUGCAAAGGAGAUGGGCGAAAGCUUGACGGACGACGAGCUUCAGGCCAUGAUCGACGAGUUCGACACCAACCAAGACGGUACAAUCAAUCGCGACGAAUUCCUCCAGAUCAUGAAAGAGUCAAGUGUGUACUGA
Molecule: messenger RNA, 513 nt
Organism: Saprolegnia diclina VS20
Lineage: Eukaryota; Oomycota; Saprolegniomycetes; Saprolegniales; Saprolegniaceae
Product: centrin-2
Exons: 6
Coding region: 1-513 (170 amino acids)
Biological process (GO): spindle pole body duplication
Cellular component (GO): microtubule organizing center
Molecular function (GO): microtubule binding; calcium ion binding
Source: RefSeq, a predicted model, not a curated record